AGUCUGUGGUAGACAAUGUUGAUGUUGAUGGUGAAUGUAGGAAUAUUUUCAUUUGAAUUCGAAUAAUUACUUAAAAUGAAUAACCGGAAAUAAACACAUUUAUUUAUUUUAAAUUAUAAACACUAAAAGUAGAAGCAAUGUUUUUCUACGAACGUUUUUGUCAAUGGUUGGGCCAUUUAAAAUUAUCUCGAGUUAUUGUUAUGGUUUCAGUGAUACUUUUUGUGGUGCCACUUUUUACUCACUAUUAUUUAUCUAAGUAUGAAACAUCAUCCAUCUCCUUAGGGAGUAGUUCUGUGAGACAUACUUUGGAAGCUCUUGGAGAUAUUUCAACAAUGAAUGUUGUUGAUCUUAAGCUGAGAAUUGAAGAAAUGCUUAGAAUUAAAGUGAGUUCUGUAUUUUAUUAUUAUUAUUAUUAUGAGCUUUAUUCAUUAAAAAGAGUUCUGUAUUUUAUUAUUAUUAUUAUGAGCCUUAUUAAUUAAAAAGAAAUGACCGAGGGUGUGUCGGGCCACAUACAAUAGGGUUCCAUAGUUGCCCUUAACCCAGGGUUCGUCGCUAGGCAAUUAUGAAUACAAACAGCGGCUACUGGAUAUAAGUUACCAAAUUAUUUAUAGCUCCCUAUUUAAAUACAUUGAUAAUGAUAUUGAAUUUUUUGAUAUGUUUGCUUGUACUAUGAGCUAUAAAUUAAAAAUAACAUUUAUACAUAAUAAAAAUUUAUUUAUUAAUAUUUAAGGCACUUACAAUAAAGAGAACAAAAAUCUUAAUUUUUUUUUCUUUAUAUAUCAUGAAAUCUCAAUAAUUACAAUUUUUUUUUUCUUUGGAAUCAUGCAAAAUAAGAUUAGAUAAUAUAACAAAACACUGCUGUUACAAACUAACAAAAAUAAAUUGUACUUUUACAAUAAAAUUUCUUGUGGUAAAUGGGGAUAGAAAAUAAAAAAAAAUAAGUAUUUGUGUUUCGUACCAUAAAUAUAGUUAAUUAUUUUUCACUUUUGUCUUGGUUGUUUUCGUCUAUACCCAAAAUAAACUUUAUUUUAGUUUUUAUGGACUGUGGCAAAUUAACAACCUGCAAUCUGUGGUGUAUAAGAGGCAUCACUAAUCCUUUGGCUAAUUCUUUCAACUCAUCCCUUCUUGGGCCAUUCAAAGCUCCUGAGUGUACCUUAUUACUUUUGACGAUAACAUAGUCAUUGAUACCCCCGACAUUGAGAAGUCCAUAAAAUAUAACUAAAGGCUAUCUUUUAGUUCCACGUGACACUGAGUAAGCUCCACACAGCUCAUCUUCGACAUUGACACUGCAUUUAUCUUGGUUUUAAUCAAGAAUCAUUUCGGGUUUAUUUGCUUCUCUAGAACAUUUUCUACCAUUAUGGUGUAUAGUGGAAGCAAGCAGCACGUUUUUCUUUUCCUUUGGUACAUACGAGACAGAGAUGCAAUCGUUUUUGAAAUAUAGAGCUGGGUAUGCCUCGAUCGAUGAUAUAUCUCGAUCUUGGGUGGUUGUAAAUAUCAGAGGAAUCUCAGCUUUAUUUUUUUUUAAAGUUCCCAACGCAGUUAAGACCAUAAUCUUUCAGUAAAUCAUGGAAAAGUGGAAAACUAGUAAACCAGUUAUCCAUUACUUACCAUGUUCCGGUAGCUAUUUUUUAUUGGUUCCACCAUCUGUUUUACAACAUCAAUUGCUGCAGUACGGGAAUGGAGGGAAGUGAAAGUCACAUUCAUACCCAAACCAGGUAAGAGCGACUACACUGACCCUAAAUCCUAUAGGCCCAUUAGCCUCACAUCCUUUCUCCUAAAGAUGAUGGAGAGGAUGUGUGAAAGGGAGUUAAGGGGGUCGGCACUAAUGAACUUACCACUACACGACAAGCGACACACCUACAGUCUAGGCAAAUCAACAGAAUCGGCACUUUAGCAGGUAAUUACAAGGAUUGAAGAGGCCAUCCAAAACAAAGAAAUAUGUCUAGGUUUCUUCAUAGAUAUAGAAGGUGCUUUUGACAGAACAAACUUCUCCAGCAUAAAAGGUGCACUCAGUAGACAUAAAGUUGAACCGGCACUGAUUGACUGGAUAGUAUACAUGCUCAGUACACGAGUAAUAAAGAUUGCUGGUGAAUCUCAACCAAUCCAAAUUAAGAAAGGCUGCCCGCAGGGUGGGGUUCUCUCACCUCUCAUGUGGAAUAUGGUCAUCAAUGAACUCAUCAGCAAAUUAAAUGCCAAUCACUUCUACACAGUAGGUUAUGCUGAUGACCUGACAAUACUGGUCUCUGGAAAGACAGCAAGCAUAGUGUGUGACCUGACCCAAGCGGCUCUCUGUAUAGUGGGGAGAAGGUGCAGGGAAUACGACUUAACCGUCAAUCCAAAUAAAAUGGUUCUAGUAAUGUUCACACAAAAACGAAAGCUGAAUAACUAUCAUCUUCCAAGUCUUUUCAGCACAAAACUCCAGCUAUCCUCUGAGGUAAAAUAUUUAGGUCUUACCUUGGACAGCAAACUUAACUGGAAUAAACACAUAUAAAACAAAAUCAACAAAGCUAGUAUAACUUUCUGACAAUGCAGAAACAUGAUUGGCAAAAGAUGGGGAUUGACACCAAAAAUCAUACUGUGGCUUUACAAAACUGUAAUUCAGCCCAUGAUCACAUACGGCUCUCUGGUAUGGUGGACCAAGACAAAUGAAGCCACCACUAUAAAGAAGCUUCAGCGCUACCAGAGACUAGCAUGUAUGGCUGCCACAGGCUGCAUAAGCACUACGCCAACAGCAGCCUUAGAAGCGAUGUUGGAGCUAACCCCACUUCAUCUACAUAUACAACAAGAAGCGACUUUAGCUGCCAUCAGACUCAAGACCCUAAAUCUUUGGAGUAAGAAUAGUGUCCCUCAUACAGGCAUAAUUGAUAGAAUUCACUCAAAAAUUCCUAUCCUACAAGCCAAGUAUGAUAAAAUUCCUAAACAAUUUGUUUUCGAUAAGAAGUACAAGAUACAAUUAAAUGAAACCAGCCAGCCGGAAGGAUUAAACCCAAAAGAGCUUAGAGUUUUCACCAAUGGUUCUAAAACAAAUGAAGGUGUAGGUUCUGGAACUUUCUCUGAAGACCUCAAUAUUCACAUAUGCACACCGCUGGGUACCUAUAACACAGUCUUUCAGGCGGAAUGUAUGGGUAUCAUUCAAGCGGCCAUAGCAAUAGAUGCUAGGAAGGUUAAUGAAUUCCCCAUCAGAAUACUGACCGACAGUAGAGCGGUACUACAAGCUCUGAGUUGCAAUGCGGUGAACUCAGGACUAAUAUAUGAAUGCCAUCAACGAUUAAAUGAGGUAUGUAAAAACAACAAUGUGACUCUGCAAUGGAUAAAGGGACACAGUGGAUCCAGAGGCAAUGAUGCAGCAGACGAACUGGCCAGAAGAGGAUCGGCUCUGGCCACUAUAGGGCCGGAACCAAUCAUACCAAUCCCCUUUGGUAACAUUCGUUCACUGGUACGUAAAAGUCUAGUAGACUGCAGACAAGCUAGGGAGGCCCUGCCUGAAAUAAACAGUCGCUUAACCAAAGUUUUAAUGAGACUGAACAAGCUGCAGAUCAGGAUAGUAACAAGUGCUAUCACAGGACACGGCACCUUUAACAAACAUUUAUUUACUAUAGGUGUUACAGAUAGUCCCCUGUGCAGGGCAUGUAUGCGGGAGGAAGAAACGGGGGCCCACGUGCUACUGAAAUGUCCGGAGGUCGCUACGUACAGGGCUAAACAUCUCGGCACGCCGGGAGUUGCAUGCAACAUCAAAGGAUUGUUGAGCUUCUUCGGGGAGAUCUCAUGGCUCGAAUAAUCACAUUAUUCCUGCCCACACGCAAAAUACGCGCAUAGACGUGGAGUUGCGGAAAACAGCCCGUCGUAAACUAACUUAACUGCUGCAUUACUCUUCUGAAAAGGUCCAUUGUUUUGUCCGACAUAAACCUCCAUAAUUCCCAUGUAGAAACUCUGAACAUCAGCCAUAACAAAAAUUUUGAUACCAUAUUUUCCAGGUUUACUAGGAAUGUAUUGCCUAAAAGGGCAACGGCCACGAAACUUCUCCAGUUUUUCGUCAAUGGUGACAUUCUCUCCAAAUGAGUAAUGCUUUUUUAUGUUUGCAUUGAAGUCGUCAAAAAUCUCACGAAGAGGUACAAAUUUAUCCUCUGAUCGUCGCUCUUCGCGUGUAUACAUAUUAUCGAAACAUAAACAUUUCAAUAAGAAAUGAAAUCUUUGAUGUGACAUAGCUGCUAAACACAAGUCAAAACCGCUACCAUCUGUUGCCUAGAUAUCAUUUGUAUUGAGGCGCGAGCUUCGCAUUCGCCCACAAAAGUACAAUAAUCCAAACAGCUUGCAGUUCCACAAAAUCUGUGCCUUUGCAAUCUCAAACUUUCAAUAUAAAUGUUUGUAUAAUUGACAAUUUUUUGCAGAUAUUCAUCCGGAAAGAUCAAAUUCCAAGCUUCUAAUGGUGAAACAAUCUUUGGCUGCUCUUAUUGACCAUGGCAAAUAAAUAAUAAUAUAUAAGACCUCGUACAUACAUUCUGUUGUAGUUGUUGUACAAGCCAUUGAGUUCUUCCAUUUCGGCCAAUGAAUUUCCCACGUCUAAUAUAUUUCAAUGGUACAUCAUCUAAAUACUCUUGUCCCAAUUGCGCAGGUAAUGUUGGCUCUCCCUCUUCUUCAAACUGCAAGGGAUAUCGGGGAAAUCAUCAGAAUCCUCUUCCUGCUCAGUACCGCUGGCAUGGUUACUAUGCUCCUCAUAAUUCUCGGUUUCUGGGUCGAUUUCUCCAUCGAAUCAUACAUGAUUGUAAGCUGUUAUUUAAAAGAAAAACGUCCCGCUUGGUUUCUUGCUGGUUCUUCCCAGGACAGAGGGUUUUUUUCGAACCAGUGGUAAAGUAAAAAAUGACUUUCAAUAAGAAUUACACAUGUAAUGUAUAUUGAAUAAAAAAUAUUCUAUUCUAUUCUGAUACAAUUUCAUCGUCACUAUCUUGUUGCAAUAUUUCUUCUAUAGUGCUAUCUCUCCUUGAAAAAUUCAUGGUAAUUAAGUGCU
Molecule: messenger RNA, 5005 nt
Organism: Parnassius mnemosyne (clouded apollo)
Lineage: Eukaryota; Metazoa; Arthropoda; Insecta; Lepidoptera; Papilionidae
Source: the annotation of a GenBank genome assembly